Messenger RNA from Penicillium psychrosexuale, 321 nucleotides. RefSeq lists its product as uncharacterized. The transcript has 2 exons. The record is from RefSeq and is a predicted model, not a curated record. NCBI's taxonomy places the organism in Eukaryota, Fungi, Ascomycota, Eurotiomycetes, Eurotiales, Aspergillaceae. The coding region runs from base 1 to 321 and encodes 106 amino acids.
AUGCUGGAUAAGGCCGUGGACAGGUUCGAAGGCGGAGAAGAGAAGUAUCUUCGGCGGUACCUAGGGCAAUUGGCCGGCCAAAUGCGCGAGCUGGACCUUAAGUACGCGUUCCUUACAACAUACGAUGAGACCAUUUUCGUUCGGAAAGUGGAUGUUGAAAGCGACUGGGGUCUGGAAUAUUCGCCAGUAAUCAGGCACGAUGACACCUUUGGACAGGCACUUGGUGGGCAGACGUUUAGUGAAACACUGCCACAGUGUUCAAAUCACCGCGCGAUGAGCAAAGUUCUAAGAUUCAUGGAACAAGAACAACGUUACUUAUAG